Penicillium paradoxum is the source of this 1521-nucleotide messenger RNA. RefSeq lists its product as uncharacterized. The transcript has 3 exons. The record is from RefSeq and is a predicted model, not a curated record. Bases 1 to 1521 code for a protein of 506 amino acids. Lineage: Eukaryota; Fungi; Ascomycota; Eurotiomycetes; Eurotiales; Aspergillaceae.
AUGCUCCUGAAAUCUACUCUGUUUCUGCUGAGUGCAGCUUCUGCCUUGGCUCAGGAGUCAUGCCUAUCCUCAUCUGAUCCAGCGGCCUGCUGCGCCAGCGGAGCAAUCGAAGGCGAAGAGACUGUUGGUGAGACUGUUUUCCAAUAUAUUUGUGGCUCAAUCCCUAGCCCUCCUAGAUUCAAGGGACACAAAGCUGCAAACGCCUACGAAUGUGCUGAGCUGUGCGCACAGGAUGACACUUGCUUCGCUACCUCGUGGCGGAUCAGCGGCUCGAGUCCGCGUGGAAAUUGCUUCUUCGCCAUUGGUGAGGACUUUGAGGCAAAGGAAGACAAAUUGUUCAUGUUACUUGCAAAAGCCCCUGAGCCUGUUCCGGACCCUCCAUGUCUAGCCUCACCCGAGGCGAACGCCUGUUGCACUGGUGGGCGAACUGAAGGAGAAGAAACUGUUGGCGAUGUUCGUUUCCGGUUCACCUGUGGAUUCGUCCCAACCCCGUCCAAGUUCAAGGGUCACAGCGUGGGAAGUGCCUACGAAUGUGCCGAGCUUUGCGCACAGGAUGAUACUUGCUAUGCUACCUCGUGGCGUAUUACCGGCUCAAACGCGCGUGGAAAUUGUUUCUUCGCUAUGAGCCAAACCUUCGACUCCCAGGCCAACAAAGAUCAAAUGUUGAUUUCUAAAAUCGUCGAUGACGACGAAUCCAAUGAAUGUGACAAGGAAAAGGAGGAGUGUCUGGAGGAACAAAAGAACUGCGAGGCCGACAAGGCACAGUGCCUCGCAGACAAGGGCCGUUGCGAGGAUGAGAGAGAAGUGUACGAGGCCGACAAGGCACAGUGCCUCGAAGACAAGGGCCGUUGCGAGGAUGAGAGAGAAGUGUACGAGGCGGUCAGUCUGCAGUGCGAGGCCGACAAGAACCGCGCUGAGAACGCAGAGCGCGAGUGUAUUCGCAACUCGAACGAGCUCACCGAGAAGAAGCGUCAAUGCCGGGAGGAACAGCGUCAAUGCCAUGAAGAGAAGUCCCAACAAGCCAUUCAAUGCCAUGAGGAUAAGGCUCAACUGAACCUCGAGAAGCAACAAUGCGAAAACCAGAACAACCAGCUCUCUCUUGAUAUUAUCAAGCAUCAGGAUGAGAUCUCUGAGCUUCAAUCCACCAUCACAACCUUGCAGUCUACUAUCGACAACCUUAAUUCCACAUACUUGGCCCUGCACAAGGAAUGCAAGGGCGGUUCUUCAUGCCGAUCCGGAAUUGUGAACGCCGAAAAACGCGAUGACGGUUGCAUUCUGCCUGCUGGCGGCAAGAACUUCAAAAUCUACUAUGCCAAGUUGGAUGACCCCGGUGCUUGGGAUCUCGGUACACCCAAGGUAGCCAACUUCGCUGCUUGUGGUGAUAUGUGUGCCCGCACCGCCCGUUGCGUGAGAUUCGCUUGGGCUACCUCUAACACGGAGGGUACUUGCUGGAUGAGGUCUCACGGCCAGGACCGGAAGCCCACUAAACUCUCAUCGUGGACCAGUGGACAGUUGGUGUAA